CCGAGCACUUCCGCUUCCCUUCAGCUCUCUUUUCCUCGCUGUUCCCCGCCCCCGGGUCCCGAGUGCGGUCUCCGCGGAAGCGGUGGUGGCGGCGCCAUGGCGGAGCUGACGGCUCUCGAGAGCCUCAUCGAGAUGGGCUUCCCCCGGGGACGCGCGGAGAAGGCUCUGGCCCUCACAGGGAACCAGGGCAUCGAGGCUGCGAUGGAUUGGCUAAUGGAGCACGAAGACGACCCUGAUGUGGACGAGCCCCUGGAGACGCCCGUUGGACAUAUCCUGGGACGGGAACCCACCCCAGAGCAAGUUGGCCCUGAAGGGGCUGGGUCUGCUGCUGCUGGAGAAAGCAAACCCAUUUUAACUGAAGAAGAAAGACAAGAACAGACUAAGAGAAUGUUGGAGCUAGUGGCCCAGAAGCAGCGGGAACGUGAAGAAAGAGAGGAGCGAGAAGCACUGGAACGAGAAAAACAACGCAGGAGACAAGGGCAAGAGCUGUCAGCUGCACGACAGAAACUGCAGGAAGAUGAGAUGCGGCGAGCUGCUGAGGAGCGCAGGAGGGAAAAGGCUGAAGAGCUAGCCGCCAGACAACGGGUUCGAGAAAAGAUUGAAAGGGACAAAGCAGAAAGAGCCAAAAAGUAUGGUAGUAGUGUGGGUUCUCAGCCAUCCCUGCCAGCAACAGAGCCAGGUGCUGUUCCUUCCUCUCCCAGCCAGGAGCCACCUACCAAGCGGGAAUAUGACCAGUGUCGCAUACAGGUCAGGCUGCCGGAUGGGACCUCAUUGACCCAGACAUUCCGGGCCCGGGAACAGCUGGCAGCUGUGAGGCUCUAUGUGGAGCUCCACCGUGGAGAAGAGCCUGGAGGUGGCCAGGAUCCUGUGCAGUUGCUCACUGGCUUUCCCAGACGGGCUUUCUCAGAGGCUGAUAUGGAGCGGCCCCUGCAGGAGCUGGGACUUGUGCCUUCUGCUGUCCUCAUUGUGGCCAAGAAAUGUCCCAGCUGAGGGGCCUUCAUCCCACCGUCCAUCCCUCUGACCUCUUCAUCUUUGAUAAGGCACUGACAUCACCUUCCUAAUAAAUAGACCCUUUGAGUUCUA
Jaculus jaculus (lesser Egyptian jerboa) is the source of this 1083-nucleotide messenger RNA. It is a transcript of the gene Ubxn1, whose product is annotated as UBX domain protein 1. Gene Ontology annotation, molecular function: protein binding. NCBI's taxonomy places the organism in Eukaryota, Metazoa, Chordata, Mammalia, Rodentia, Dipodidae. The record is from RefSeq and is a predicted model, not a curated record. The coding region runs from base 97 to 990 and encodes 297 amino acids. The transcript has 10 exons.